Phyllotreta striolata is the source of this 1635-nucleotide messenger RNA. NCBI's taxonomy places the organism in Eukaryota, Metazoa, Arthropoda, Insecta, Coleoptera, Chrysomelidae. The record is from the annotation of a GenBank genome assembly.
AGUGUAGCCGCCGUGAGUCACUCGAACGGAAGGUCGUUCUUACCUGUCGAGUACCCACACUAGUACCCAGCGAACCAGUCGAAUGGUACCGACAGAUGGUCGCUGAGCUGGGACGACGAGGUGCUUCGUGAAAAUCGAAAAUAUGGUGGGCUGACGGAACGGCGGACGGUUUUCAGCGAGUAUAAGGAAAAAUAUGUACUUGUCAUGCGAUUGAGAGUACCAUUCAAUCAGUUGUAAGAUGUCGGAAUACAUAGAAUUCAGCUGGAAAACGCCGCCGGUGAACAUAUCGGGCGUCAUCCUGCCGAAAUACAAGGACCACAAGGAGCAGCUGCGCGUCACGACGGCCCAGCUGCGCAACCUCAUCCACCAAUGCGACGACGACGAGCUCAAGCACGAGCUGCGCUCGCUGGACGACGCGAAACUCCAGAAGUUCCUCUACGCGCGCAAAUUCGACGUCGACGACAGCUUCCAGCUGACGAAGAACUAUAUAUCGUACAAGAAGCGCCAUCCGGAACUCUUCGACGAGAUGGACCUCCGCGCGCCCGAUAUCAGGAAGAGCCUGGAGAACAGCCUGCCGGGCGUGCUGCGGCAGAAGGACAGAAAGGGCCGGUGCGUGUUCGUCUUCACCGGCUCCAACUGGGACUGCAGCUACACCAUCGACAGCAUCUACAGGGCGUUCCUGUUCGUGCUCGAGCACCUCACCGACCACGUGCACAACCAGUCCAACGGGUUCGUGGUGAUCGUCGAUUGGACUGAAUUCACCUUCAGGCAGAGCACUUAUCUCAAACCGGGCGUGCUAAAACUAAUGAUCGAAGGUCUGCAGUACUGUAUACCGGCCAGGUUUAAGGGCAUACACUUCGUGAACCAGCCGUGGUACGUGGAGGCGGCGCUGGCGUGCAUCAAGCCGUUUUUGCACGAGAAGGUGAAGGAGAGGAUAUUCGUGCACGGGAACAACUUGAGCACGUUGCACGAGCACGUGCACAAGGACGUGCUGCCCGCCGAGCUGGGCGGCGAAGAGCCCAGUUACGAUCCCAGGUCGUUCUUGGAGACGUUGCGGGAGAACGUCGAUGGGAAGAAGGACGAGAAACGGACCGGUUAAUUCGCUUAGGUGAUUUUCGAUUGCUCCAAGACCAAAGAUUUUUUUGUAUUUAACACACUUACUGGGUUUCUUUACUAGUUUAAUUAGUGUUAAUUUUUGUAUCUUCGUUCCAUCCAUUAUGUUCUUCUUCUGACAAAAUUGCGCUUAUAGUGUGAUUCCACGUUUUUAUUUAUAGCUUUAUAUGUAGUUGUAUUUUGUGUUUAGGGCAUUUAAACAAUUGUCAUACGUAAUUAGUAAUAUAUUACUAAUCUUACGUACGUUAUUAGUAAUUGAGGUCAGUUUGUCUCUCUUGUUUGAUAUUUUAUCGACGUUAUUAAUAAUUAUUUAUAAUAUUUUAAUAAUAUAUACUGCUCAUUAAAUUAUAUACAGACUUCAUAGCUUUAUACCUAAGUCUUGGAUUUGUUUGAUUGGUAGAUAAAUUUAAAAUCCACAAAGUUUUAUAUGAUAAUUUUUAUAAAUGAAUGAAUAAAAGUAUUGAAAGCAUACUUAAAUACUCAACAUUUUGUGCACUCGUCCAUGUGUUGAUUCGAUUUUUU